Molecule: messenger RNA, 996 nt
Organism: Glarea lozoyensis ATCC 20868
Lineage: Eukaryota; Fungi; Ascomycota; Leotiomycetes; Helotiales; Helotiaceae
Exons: 1
Coding region: 1-996 (331 amino acids)
Source: RefSeq, a predicted model, not a curated record
AUGGAAUCAAAAAAGGGAAAAGAAAGAGCUCCUAAGGGAAACACUGAUGAUAGUGAUCGCAAUUCUACCGGGGUCAGAGAUGAUUCCUCUCUUCUUUCGAGGAUAGCAUCUUCAGCAAGUGGUUUAACAAAUACCGUCCUUGCAGCACCCACUGGCAUGGAAUUGAACGAGACUAGCCAUUCAGCGCUCUCAGGGUCAGGAAAGCCAACAUCUUCUAGCGCGAGUGGGAGCCAAACUGUGGCGACCUUGGGAGAAAACUCCAAACAAAUCCAGCCCUCAAUCGCUGGUCAUGCCUUACAAGAAGGCAUUAGAGCUGGUCACAACGCUGAGCACAUCAGCAAGACUGAGCAAGAAUUUUCAAAUUUCCUUGACGGAAUUGAUAGCUUUGUACCUUCUGAAGCAGCACUAGUCGGUGGUAAUGGGCAUGAGAAUGGGGUUGAUGAAGCUUUUGAAUACGCUUGGUCAAGAUCGCGUGCUGCCGGUGAUGCUGCAAUUGGAACAUACCCACACUCGUCGGUACAAGCGCAAGAGACUCGAGAUGGGGAAGCCGUUCUUGCAAUACUGGCAGAUCGGAGUUCGCUGGAUGAUCAAUAUGAAUUGCCACCUGAGGAAGAAGACCUGACCAAAGAUUGGAAACUAUCUGCUGAUCAAUUAGCUCAACUGGCAUCAUUUCCCCGAGACCUUUUCCCACCAUUCGAUCUCCACGGCAGAAUUUCUCCCGAGAAUCCUCUUAACCUGACUGUGGGACAGGAAAGUCAGUUACUGAACGGUUUUGCUACUGAACAAGAAGAGACUCUGUCAAGAGAACAUUGGCGAGAUCAGUGGGACAGCGUUUUGAGUCGUUAUUCUGACGAAGUAUGGGGAGGACUUUUACCACUAGCCCAAAAGGCUAGGAAAGAGGUAGAAGAGAUGCAAAAGAACCCAUCUGCUAUUGAGCAAACACCAAAAGCACUGCGUCGGCUUGCAGCCAUUCUGGGGCAUCUACAACAACGAUAA